This is a messenger RNA of Symbiodinium necroappetens, 1522 nucleotides long. Lineage: Eukaryota; Dinophyceae; Suessiales; Symbiodiniaceae. The record is from the annotation of a GenBank genome assembly.
AUGUGGGAGCCCAUAGCAAAUUUGGAGGAGACCGAAAGGCAGGAUAAGCUCUCCUCUGCGAAGCAGAGAGAGGCCGGAUGUUGGGAAAAGUUCUACGCCGUGAUCAUCUGUGCCUUCGUAGCUUCAACUGGGCUCUUCCACGGCUACGACAACGGCGUGGUGAAUGGCGUCUUUACGAUGGUCAGCUUCAGGGAGAUGAUGGGCUGGCCGGCGACAGAGAGUGCGAGCGUCGCCUUCUGGGAGGGCCUCACCGUGAACGGCUUCAACCUCGGUGCGGCCGUGGCUGCUGUUCUUGCGGGCCACUUGCUCGUGGAUAGGCACGGAAGGCAUCCGGCUCUACUCAUGGGCUCCCUGCUUUUUGCCUUGGGCGGAGGACUUCAGGGGUCGGCACAGAACAGGGCCAUGCUGAUCGUGGGAAGGGUCGUGGCGGGCAUCGGUGUGGGCAUCACAUCGUCUGCUGGGCCAGCCUUCAUUUCGGAGGUCGCCCCGGAGAAGAUCCGGGGCAUGCUUGUGGGCAUCUAUCAAAACAACGUCUGCCUAGCCAUCGUGGCUGCUGCAGUGCUGAACUAUGCCGUCCAUGACACUGCGCUCGGCUGGCGCCUGUCUUUGGGUAUCCAAGUUGCCAUGGGUUUGUUGGUGGUGCUGGGCUUGUUCUUCGUCUGCGAGACCCCGCGGUUCUUGGAGACAGCCGGCCGGUCCAGCGAGGCCCUCGCGGUCCUGACGCGGCUGCGCGCGGGCGACCGCGAGGCGGCCCUACAGGAGUUAAAGGAGGUGCAGGUGGAGCUGGAGUCAGAGAGAGAGGCUGGGGAGGCAACAUGGUCCGAGGUCUUCACUACUCCCUUCUUCCGGCAUGUCGUCAUCAUUGGUUGCAUUAUACAGUUUUGCCAGAUCAUGACUGGCAUCAAUGCUAUCGUGAGCUUCAGCGGCACACUCUUCAAGUCUCUUGGGCUUCAUGGCAUCACCUUUGCCAUUAUCCCUUUCGUGGCCUUCGCAGCAGGAAAUGCAGUGGGGAGUUUCGUCCUGGUAGAUCGGGUUGGACGACGGCCUCUUCUUCUCUUGGGCAUGGUUGCCAUGUCUGCUGCAAUGCUUGUCGGCGGUGCUGUUGCGUUGCUUGCCCAAGAUCCCGAGACGGGGCACAUUGACAAGGUUUCCGGAUACACCAUCGUGUCCAUGAUCGUGAUGUACAUGUUCUCCUUUGGCAUCUCUUGGGGCUAUGGAGCUUGGCUGUACAUCUCCGAGAUCAUGCCCCUGCGCGUGCGCGGGAAGGCCGUGGGACUCUGCACAGCCAUGAACUGGGGGCCGGCAAACAUCUUAAGCGCUUUCGUGACGCCGCAGAUGAUCUCCUCCCCACUCGGCCCGGGUGGGACGCUGAUCUUCUUCGGAUGCGUCUGCUUCGUGGUGAUUCCCUUUGUAGCGACCUGCGUCCCGGAAACCAAGGGCAAAACUCUCGAGGAGAUCGUCCCCCUCUUCCGCUUCUCGGGUUGGAGGGGCUUCCGUGCCUUCGCCCGCGCGAACCUCCGAA